This is a messenger RNA of Poecilia latipinna (sailfin molly), 1976 nucleotides long. RefSeq lists its product as uncharacterized. The record is from RefSeq and is a predicted model, not a curated record. The transcript has 10 exons. Lineage: Eukaryota; Metazoa; Chordata; Actinopteri; Cyprinodontiformes; Poeciliidae. Bases 462 to 1433 code for a protein of 323 amino acids.
AAUUGUUACUAAUCAUAAGUAUUUUGAGCUAUUUUAAAUAAAAAUGUACUUUUGUAUAGUCAAACUGCACUUUUAGAUGUCUUGAAUAUAAUUAGUUAUUGUUACACGAAACCGAUUUUAUUUUAAGACGGCUUGCCGUAGCUUCCUACUUUACCUUCAGAGAUGGCGCCGAGCCCACUGCGUCAGACGUAAACGUCCCACGUCAUACGCAGUGAGGUUGGUUCCAAAGCUCCAUUGGUUGAAUUACGUUUGUCUCGUUAUCCUUUAAACCCAUUGGUUGAUUGGCUUCUGUAACGUUCUGCCCGCCGAGAAUUGAAUCAGUCUUUCACAGACACACUUUGAGUGAACUUGCUGAGCUCAGAGUUUCCAAACAGCCUUCCGAACGCCAGGAGUAUUGCAACCGAACAGCUUUCCAGCACAUUCUGUUGAUUCACCGAGCGCAGGAAGCUAUUUCCGUCGAGAUGCCUCGAGGAAAGUCCCACCGCCGAUCCGAAGCUGCUAAGAGAAGGGUGGAAGCAGUUGGAAUUGGUCGUGUAGGGAUACCCAAUGCCUCCAGCGAUUUUGUUUCACGGCGUGGUACCGGCUGGCGUCAUUCCGUGAAGCCAUGGCCAGCGAGUGUAGUGACUAACCACUGUCACAAGCUGGUCAUCCCACGGGCGUAUCCUGAUAAGAAAUUUAUCCUUCUCAUCGGAGCGUCCCAUUUGCGGUCCUUCGUGGACGGCAUUGUUGAGAUGCCAAGUGGCUGCCUACAGUUCGGCUUUAUGUCCACCCCUGGAGCCUGCGCAGCCGACUUGCAUCUUGAGGCAAUGAAAGCCAAUGUGCCUCGGGAGCCUGACGCCGUCUGCGUCAUGGGUCCUUCAAACGACCUUACGGCCAGUCUUACACCAGAAAAGGCGGGACAGGAAUUUGAGCGGUUCCUUUUGGCCGUCUGUAGUCGUUGGCCUAAGGUCUUUUGUAUCGGCUUUGUCCCGCGUUUAACCGAGUCCAGAGAGAAACAGUUAUUCUACCAGCAAGAAUUUCACCGCAGGUCAGCAAAGCUAGGAAUUCCUUAUUAUUCCACCGCUGACCACUUUCCUCUGGACCGUCUGAGUCUGUGGUGCCGUGAUGGCAUCCACCUAAGCGAUGACCACGGGAUGCACAUCCUCAGGGAUCUGAUUUGGAAUGCUGGCUAUCAGUUCCUGGAGUUGUCAGCACCAAAGCCACUGGUGCAGAGUCAGGCAACUCCUGCGUACAAACCGAGGGUGGUGCCCCGUGUGGUUGUGAAGGGCGUGGGGAGUCUUCCUCGUUCUCCUCCUGCUCCACACCCUUCUGAGUGGACAAUCGUGAGAUACGGCAGGAAGAGGAAUCACUCGGGGGAAUUGGACUCUGUCUCUGAUUCACCCAAGAAAAGAGUGGUUCAUUACCAGGUCCGUAAGGCUUGCAGCUAUUCAUGAAAUAUAAUAGUCAAUGUCACUGGUAUCUUAAUAAUUCAAAUUUUGCAUUUAUAGAGCGAUGGGACCCCUGUGGCUUUAAGGGAAUGUUUCAUCCCAUUAAAUCCUGUCCGUUUCUCACCCGCUAUCUUGGUUGCCAUGGAAACAGUCUCUCCAUCGGCUCUUCCAGAUGUUCGCACAGGCACCGAUGUAAUUAGCACAAUACUGCAAUUACUAAUAUUCUUAGUAUUUUUAUUUAUAAAUAACACAAACCCUCAAUGUUGUUUGCGGUGUUGCAGACAAAGCCUGUGGAACAUAAAAAGAAACCAGCUCUCCCAAAGAGAAGCCGUUUGGCACGGGAGGCUUCAGUUCCAGCGCGUGUGAUUCCUGCCAGGGGUGUUGAAUGUGUGCCGCCUGAAGACACCGUGGAGCCUGUUCUGCAUUCUGCUGAGGUGUCUGACCAUGCUGGUGUGGGGUGCGUCUGUACGUUGGAGGUUUCUGCUGGCCAGCGGGUUUGUAUAAUGUGUUCUUCAGUCUCUAUUAAUAAAUAAAAAAUGUUCUCAGUGU